Molecule: messenger RNA, 2731 nt
Organism: Erigeron canadensis
Lineage: Eukaryota; Viridiplantae; Streptophyta; Magnoliopsida; Asterales; Asteraceae
Product: pentatricopeptide repeat-containing protein At4g21065-like
Exons: 2
Coding region: 315-1766 (483 amino acids)
Biological process (GO): RNA modification
Molecular function (GO): protein binding; RNA binding; zinc ion binding
Source: RefSeq, a predicted model, not a curated record
AGCAGCAGCAGCAAGGCCGGUCCAUAAUUAAACAAUGCAUAGCUUUACUACACUCAUGUGCCACGUCGACUCCCAAACUCAAACAAAUCCAUGCUUUUUCCAUCAAAAACGGAGUCCCUGUCACCAAUCCAGAUUUAGCCAAACACCUUUUAUUCACUCUACUCUCUUUACCAUCAUCAUCUGCGCCAAUAUUAUCAUAUGCCCACAAAAUCUUUACCCAAAUUCAUAACCCAUAUGUAUUCACCUGGAACACAAUCAUCCGAGGUUUUGCAGACAGCCAAAACCCGAAACCCGGAAUUGAUCUAUAUCGUAAAAUGCGGGUAUUUGGAGUCCAGCCCGAUACUCAUACUUACCCAUUUGUGUUAAAAGCUAUUGCUAAGAUGAUUGAUGUUAGAGAAGGGGAGAUAGUGCAUGAGGUGGUGGUGAAGAAUGGUUUUGGUGAGUUGGUUUUUGUGAAAAAUGGGUUGGUGCAUAUGUAUGCUGUGUGUGGACAGGUUGAGAAUGCGUACAAGGUGUUUGAUGAAAUGUCUGUGAGAAAUUUGGUGACUUGGAAUUCGGUUAUUAAUGGGUUUGUUUUGAAUGGGAGGCCGAAUGAGACGUUGAUGCUUUUUAAGGAAAUGGUUGAGGAUGGGGUGGAACCGGAUGGUUUUACUUUGGUUAGUUUGUUGACGGCGUGUGCAGAGCUUGGUGCGUUGGCGUUGGGUAAGAGGGUUCAUGGGUACAUGUUUAAAGUUGGAUUUGUUGAGAAUUUGCAUGCUGUUAAUGCGCUUUUGGAUCUUUAUGCGAAAACUGGGAACAUUGUGGAUGCGAAAAAGGUUUUUUAUGAAAUGAAGGAGAAUAGUGUUGUGUCGUGGACUGCGCUUAUUGUUGGUUUGGCUGUGAAUGGAUAUGGUCUCGAGGCGAUUAAUCUUUUCAAGGAGUUGGAAAGGAGAGGGUUGACACCGAGUGAGAUUACCUUUGUAGGGGUGUUAUAUGCUUGUAGUCAUUGUGGGAUGGUCGAUGAAGGAUUUGCGUAUUUUAAAAGAAUGAAAGAGGAGUUUCAGAUCGAGCCUAGAAUAGAACAUUAUGGAUGUAUGGUUGAUUUGUUGGGGAGAGCGGGUCGUGUACAACAAGCUUAUGAUUACAUUAUUGACAUGCCGUUGCAGCCGAAUGCAGUUAUCUGGAGGACCUUACUUGGAGCAUGCACAAUACAUAAGCAUACAGAUUUAGCAGAGGUAGCUCGAGCACAGCUGAUACAGUUAGAACCUAAACACAGUGGAGAUUAUGUUUUGUUAUCAAACCUCUAUGCUUCUGAAAGACGUUGGACUGAUGUGUCAAAAGUGAGACAAACAAUGUUACAAGAAGGGAUACAAAAGUCUCCUGGUCAUAGCUUCGUUGAGUUAGGAAAUCGGGUCUACCAAUUCACCAUGGGUGACACAUCUCAUCCACAAAGUGAAGAUAUCUAUUUGAAAUUGAGAGAGAUCACAAAGUUAUUGAAGCUAGAAGGUUAUAUGCCUCAUGUUUCAAAUGUGCUUGCGGACAUAGAAGAAGAGGAGAAGGAGAGUGCUUUAUCGUUCCACAGUGAGAAAAUAGCAAUUGCAUUUAUGCUUAUAAACACACCGAAUGGAGCUUCUAUAACGGUUAUGAAGAACUUGAGGGUAUGUGCUGAUUGUCACCUUGCAAUAAAACUCAUUUCAAAGGUUUAUAAGCGAGAGAUUGUGGUGAGGGAUAGAAGCCGAUUUCACCAUUUUAAGGAUGGGUCUUGUACUUGCAAAGAUUAUUGGUAAAGUAGAGAGUAGCAAGUUUAUAAUAACCAAAGUUCACCUGGGGGGUCAUGUGAAUGGAAAUUUUGGAUGGACAUAUGUGAAGAUGAUAUAAGGCAUCCAAAUAAGAAAAAGAAGAUUUGGUGUACAUACAAAGAGGACAUGCUAGAUUUUAGACAAACCAUGGUCAGUACUCGGUACCAAUCUAUAUACAAAGAGGACCUUGUUAUGUGCUGAAGCUGUAUCAAGUGUUGUAAAAACCCCAGAAGAUUCAACAACAUAGUCAGCUUUGAAGUCACUCCAAGGAAUUGUUGCAGGGUCUCUGAGCAGGUGAUGUUCAGGAAGUUAGUAAUUAUAAGUACAUAAAUUAAAGGUAACCGCUCGCUUGCUUCAGUAGCAUCAAGCACAUAGUUAUUGCUGUCCGCUCCCAUUAGGCAUUUCUCUAACAUCAUAGAAUUGAUGUAGUUAACCAAGAUACACAAUAAAGCAUAAGCAUAAGCCACGGAAAAGUAUAUACGUAUAUUAUUACCUUUACCUGUAAAGAGUAUAUAAAAGAAGACAUAAGCAUAACAUUGAUGUACUACUGCACGUCUGCACGAUCAUAUAAAAAAAUAAUUCUAAGUUAAUGGACCAGUUUAUGGCUGGUUUCUUUCAAUUCGGUUUGCAAUAGAAGUACUAAGAUUUUGUAACUUUAGAUGUGCUGUUUAAUAGAAUCUCUAGACAUUAUAUGUAAUUGCUUUCAUUUUGUUAGCCCAUUUGAUGUUUUAAAAGAUGACAUAAGAUAUAUGCACUCAGGCACUCACUCCUCAGCUAGUUACUCAGUUUCACCUGUCUCACUGGGUCCCAUUUGAUUCAUGGGUCAGUUACUCAGUUUCACUUGUCUCACUGGGCCGGCUGCACUAGUUACUUACCAAUAGUGCCAAGUUAAUGGACAAGACCAUGGCUGGUCUCUUUCAAUUGGGUUUGCAAUAGAAGCUUAUUAGUAGAAA